AGGAUAUAAAAUGGUUUUCAAAAGGAAUACUUCAGGAAAAGGUGGUGGAUGUGCGUCGUCCGGAAUGCGAUGGCAAGUACUCUUUGUCUUUGUGUACCUUUGUGGCAUUGCUCUGGGACAAAUCCGUUACUCCAUCCCAGAGGAAAUGAAGAAAGGGUCACUGAUAGGCAACGUAGCACAGGAUCUUGGUCUGGAUGUGAAAAGGCUCCGGGCCGGUCGAGCUCGUAUUGUGACCGGGGAAGGGAAUCAGUACACGGAGCUUAAUGCAGACAAAGGGAUCCUGGUUGUGAGUGAGAGGAUAGACCGAGAGCAGUUGUGUGGUGACACGACUCCCUGCAGCUUUAGCUUCGAGAUCAUUCUAGAAAACCCCAUAGAAUUGCAUCCGGUAAAUAUUUUAAUUAAUGACCAGAAUGACAACGCACCGCAGAUCCUCUACCCUCUCCAGACAGGUGGCUCUAACUUAGCGGAGAUAGUGCCUCGCUCAGCUGAUGUAGGCUACCUGGUCACUAAAGUGGUGGCUGUUGACGUUGACUCAGGGCAGAAUGCCUGGCUCACAUACAGGUUUCAGAAACCGGUAGACAGGGCGCUGUUUGAAGUCGGUGCUCAAAAUGGAGAAAUAAGGACCAUGCGCCAGAUUACAGACAAAGAUACGGUGAAGCAAAAGCUCACUGUGGUGGUCGAAGACAACGGACAGCCCUCCCGCUCUGCUACGGUCAAUCUCAACGUUGCUGUUGCAGAUAGUUUUCCGGAGGUUCUCUCAGAGUUCACAGAGUUGACGCACGAUAAGGAAUACAACGACAACUUGACAUUUUAUCUCGUCCUGGCUCUAGCUGUAGUGUCUUUCCUCUUUGUAACAUCACUGGUUGUUAUUAUAUCCGUUAAGAUUUACCGGUGGAGGCAUUCUAGCACCUACUAUCAGUCAAAUCUCCCCGUUAUCCCGUACUACCCACCACAUUUCGGAGACACUACUGGUGCAGGAACUCUUCAGCGAGUGUACAAUUACGAAUUGUACAAAACGACAGAUUCCAGGAAGAGUGACUACAAAUACCCCGGAUGUGGUCAAAACGUCAUGAUUGUGGACCAGAGUGCACCCGGAACUAUAAGGCACUCAGCCAGCGAAAAGAACAUUCUGGAUGAACCAGACUCACCUCUGGAGAAUGGCUGGCUGACGGAAAGCAACGGACAGGGCACUUUUUGA
This is a messenger RNA of Engraulis encrasicolus (European anchovy), 1198 nucleotides long. Its product is annotated as protocadherin gamma-A10-like. The record is from RefSeq and is a predicted model, not a curated record. Gene Ontology annotation, biological process: homophilic cell-cell adhesion. Lineage: Eukaryota; Metazoa; Chordata; Actinopteri; Clupeiformes; Engraulidae. Gene Ontology annotation, cellular component: plasma membrane. The transcript has 3 exons. The coding region runs from base 11 to 1198 and encodes 395 amino acids. Gene Ontology annotation, molecular function: calcium ion binding.